GAACUGGGAUUUUCUUAGCUUUGCUGCACCUUUGUAUCGCGCAAUGAAAAUAAGACAACAAAACAGACAGACAGAGAUAGAGAGGGAGGGAGGAUGGAGAGGAAGUAGGGACAGAGGGAGAACAUUCAGGCUUACAGACAGACACAGCUAGAUCGGACUGGAAUACUUUUUGGCGGUUGUACAGAGUUUAAGUGGUUGCACGGUGGGCCUUUG
Messenger RNA from Geodia barretti, 213 nucleotides. The record is from the annotation of a GenBank genome assembly. Lineage: Eukaryota; Metazoa; Porifera; Demospongiae; Tetractinellida; Geodiidae.